Messenger RNA from Hemiscyllium ocellatum (epaulette shark), 11319 nucleotides. RefSeq names its product kinesin family member 1B (gene kif1b). NCBI's taxonomy places the organism in Eukaryota, Metazoa, Chordata, Chondrichthyes, Orectolobiformes, Hemiscylliidae. The coding region runs from base 423 to 5867 and encodes 1814 amino acids. Gene Ontology annotation, cellular component: cytoplasmic vesicle; microtubule; axon. The transcript is spliced from 48 exons. Gene Ontology annotation, molecular function: ATP binding; plus-end-directed microtubule motor activity; microtubule binding. Gene Ontology annotation, biological process: vesicle-mediated transport; microtubule-based movement; cytoskeleton-dependent intracellular transport. The record is from RefSeq and is a predicted model, not a curated record.
UUGGUGUUGGCACUUUGCUCCUCCCGCGGGGUAGCUGCUGGUGCUGUUUUUUUGAAAAAAAUAGGGGGGAAAGGUCGAAAGGGGCAAAGCUUCAGGACUUUUUUUGAUGGUUGUCUUUAUUUGCGAAGGGCGGAAUUUGCUGCAGUAGCCAGGGCUCCUGAGACGCAGUGUAUCCUCGGGGAUGAAGUCGAUACAAAGUAGCGGCGGGCGCGGCUGGCGCUGGCUAUGAGUUGGGAGAGAUUGGUUACAAUUGUAUCCCCGCGCAGGCAGCGGUAACAUUGUAUCCAGGCGCUCAAUCGUUCGUUCUCUCUGUCCCUGCCGCAUCUCAGCCGUCUGCACUCCGACCGACUGUCCGCCCUGCCGCCUGCUUCCUCAGCAGGGGACUAUUUGCUGUAUAGUGAGAGAGCAACACAAGAAGCAAGAUGUCUGGAGCAUCUGUCAAAGUCGCUGUGCGGGUUAGACCCUUCAACUCCAGAGAGACCGGCAAGGAUUCUAAAUGCAUCAUUCAGAUGCAGGGCAGCUCCACCAGUAUUAUCAACCCGAAGAAUCCAAAGGAAUCACCAAAGACCUUCAGCUUUGAUUACUCCUACUGGUCACAUACCUCGGCUGAAGAUCCAGCCUUUGCUUCUCAGCAUCAAGUCUACAAUGACAUCGGUAAAGAAAUGCUGCAGCAUUCGUUUGAGGGUUACAAUGUAUGCAUUUUCGCAUACGGUCAAACUGGGGCAGGGAAGUCCUACACCAUGAUGGGAAAACAAGAUAAAGACCAUCAAGGGAUAAUCCCACAGCUUUGUGAAGAGCUCUUUGAGCAGAUAAAUGACAACAGUAAUUCUGAUGUGUCAUAUUCUGUGGAGGUCAGUUACAUGGAAAUUUAUUGUGAAAGGGUUCGAGAUCUGCUAAAUCCCAAGACCAAAGGAAAUCUACGUGUCAGAGAGCACCCACUGCUGGGACCCUACGUAGAAGAUCUUUCCAAACUGGCUGUAACAUCUUAUACAGACAUUGCAGAUCUCAUGGAUGCAGGGAACAAAGCCAGAACUGUGGCAGCUACUAAUAUGAAUGAGACCAGCAGCAGAUCUCAUGCUGUUUUCACCAUAGUUUUUACCCAGAAGAAACAUGAUGCAGAAACAGAUCUUUGCACAGAGAAGGUGAGCAAAAUCAGCCUCGUCGAUCUGGCUGGUAGUGAACGGGCUGACUCUACUGGGGCUAAAGGAACAAGAUUAAAGGAAGGAGCGAAUAUCAACAAAUCACUUACAACAUUAGGGAAAGUUAUCUCUGCCCUUGCAGAAGUGAGCAAGAAGAAAAAGAAGUCUGACUUCAUUCCCUACAGAGACUCUGUAUUGACCUGGCUUUUGAGGGAGAAUCUCGGUGGAAACUCACGUACUGCAAUGGUUGCUGCUCUUAGUCCAGCUGAUAUAAACUAUGAUGAAACUCUCAGCACUUUAAGGUAUGCAGAUCGUGCAAAGCAGAUUAAGUGCAAUGCAGUGAUUAAUGAAGAUCCAAAUGCAAAACUUAUCCGAGAACUGAAGGACGAAGUCACAAGAUUGAAGGACUUGCUGUGUUCUCAGGGUCUGGGAGAUAUCUUAGACAUUGAACCAAUGACUGAUGAUUACUCUGGAAGUGGAAUCAAAUACUUGAAAGAGAUACAGAACAGUAAACAUAAGUACAAACUAGCCUCAGGAAAUCAAAGGCCUGGCCAUUUCUCCACAGCACCCGUGGGUACACUGACAACUUCUCCUUCCUCGUCUUCGCUGAGCAGCCAGCCAGGUAUUCAGUCAGUGACCAGCCUGCAGGAGAGAAUAAUGUCAACUCCAGGGGGUGAAGAGGCCAUUGAACGCUUAAAGGAAUCAGAAAAGAUCAUUGCUGAGCUGAAUGAGACAUGGGAGGAGAAGUUGAGGAAAACUGAAGCAAUUCGAAUGGAGAGGGAGGCCCUCUUGGCUGAAAUGGGAGUUGCUAUACGAGAGGAUGGAGGCACGUUGGGAGUAUUUUCCCCGAAAAAGACACCACAUCUUGUGAACCUCAAUGAGGAUCCUCUCAUGUCAGAGUGUCUUCUUUACUACAUCAAAGAUGGCAUCACGAGGGUUGGCCAGGCAGAUGCCCAGAGACGUCAAGAUAUUGUUCUCAGUGGUGCCCAUAUUAGAGAAGAGCACUGUAGUUUCAGGAGUGACAAGAAUCCAAAUGGAGAAGUUAUUGUUACUCUGGUGCCCUGUGAAGGAUCUGAAACUUAUGUGAAUGGCAAACGAGUUGCCAAUCCAGUGAAACUGCGUUCAGGGAAUCGUAUUAUUAUGGGCAAGAAUCACGUCUUCCGAUUCAAUCAUCCUGAACAGGCACGUGCUGAACGAGAGAAGACCCCAUCUGCUGAGACACCAGUCGAACCUGUUGAUUGGGCGUUUGCUCAACGAGAACUUCUGGAAAAGCAAGGCAUAGAUAUGAAACAAGAAAUGGAGAAAAGACUACAAGAAAUGGAGAUUUUGUAUAAGAAAGAGAAGGAAGAGGCUGACCUACUUUUGGAGCAACAGCGCUUGGACUAUGAAAGUAAGCUCGAAGCUUUACAGAAACAAGUGGAAACCCGUUCACUCGCUGCAGAAACAACCGAGGAAGAGGAGGAGGAGGAGGAGGAGGAAGAAGUGCCAUGGACCCAACGUGAUUAUGAGCUGGCAGAGUGGGCAUUCAGGAAAUGGAAGUAUCACCAGUUUACAUCUUUGCGUGACCUACUCUGGGGGAAUGCCGUCUAUCUAAAGGAGGCUAAUGCUAUUAGUGUUGAGUUGAAGAAAAAGGUGCAAUUCCAGUUUGUGUUGCUCACAGACACGCUAUACUCCCCUCUUCCACCUGAAUUACUCCCUGCUGAGGCCGAAUUGGAUCGUGAAGUUCAACAAUUCCCAAGAACUGUUGUUGCAGUGGAGGUACAAGAUCUGAAGAAUGGUGCAACACAUUAUUGGUCCUUGGAAAAACUCAAGCAGAGAUUGGAGCUAAUGCGUGAAAUGUACGAUCGUGCUGGAGAGAUGGCGUCUGCCACACAAGAUGACAGCGAGUCCAUCAUGACAGGCAGUGAUCCGUUUUACGACCGCUUCCAUUGGUUUAAGCUCGUGGGAAGUUCCCCAAUCUUCCACGGCUGUGUGAACGAGCACAUUGCCGAUCGCACACCCUCACCCACCUUCUCCACAGCCGAUUCUGACAUCACUGAGCUUGCUGAUGAGCAGCACGAUGAAAUUGAGGACCUGGAUGACGAGGCCUUUGUGGACGAUACUAGCUCAGACCUCGGCAAUGAAGAGGGAUCAGACAUCUUCGGAGAUGGGCAGGAUCCGUUUUAUGACCGGUCCCCCUGGUUCAUUUUAGUGGGAAGGGCAUUUGUAUACCUCAGCAAUUUGCUGUAUCCAGUGCCCCUCGUUCACAGAAUUGCUAUUGUCAGCGAGAAGGGGGAGGUCCGAGGCUUCCUCAGAGUGGGUGUACAGGCCAUCACAGCUGAUGAAGAGGCACCAGACUAUGGAUCUGGUGUACGCCAGUCUGGUACUGCUAAAAUUUCAUUCGAUGAUGAGAACUACAGAGAGAGUGAUGUAUCUUCUAUUGUAAUGUCACGUUCUGGGCUCUCAUUGGAGGAGCUUAGGAUUGUCGAAGGGCAGGGUCAGAGCACAGAGGUCAUCACCCCAUCGGAAGAGAUGAACAGAAUCAAUGAGCUGGAUUUUAAAUCGAACACUGAGUUGGACCCCAAACUGUCCCUGGGGGAAAUACCUGACAGCAUUGGCGAACACCUGAAAGUUGGCAGUGUUUUCACUUUCCGCGUGACAGUGUUACAGGCCAGUGGGAUCCCACCAGAAUAUGCUGAUAUAUUCUGUCAGUUCAACUUCCUGCACCGUCACGAUGAAGCCUUCUCGACUGAACCCCUGAAGAACAGUGGCCGAGGAACACCACUUGGUUUUUACCAUGUGCAGAAUGUUGCUGUCGAAGUAACUGAAUCGUUUGUAGAAUACAUCAAAACAAAGCCAAUUGUAUUUGAGGUAUUUGGGCACUACCAACAGCACCCUUAUUAUUACCAAGGACAAGAUUUCAAGAGCCCACCACAACCAGUUCGCAAAUAUUUCCCUCCUCCAAUGCCUCUUUCAAAGCCAGUUCCAGCCACUAAGGUGAAUGCCAUGAGCAAACCUACCCUGGGGCAGUGUGUCAGCAAGUAUGAUUUGCUUGUCUGGUUUGAGAUCAGUGAACUGGAACCAACAGGAGAGUAUAUUCCAGCAGUUGUGGACCAUAGUGGAGGCCUACCGUGUCAGGGCACAUACCUGCUUCAUCAGGGAAUUCAGCGCAGGAUUACGGUAACAAUUGUGCAUGAAAAGGGCAGUGAACUUCAUUGGAAGGAUGUUCGAGAGUUGGUUGUUGGUCGCAUCAGGAAUAAGCCCGAGGUGGAUGAAACUGUCGUAGAUGCUGUUUUGUCUUUGAAUAUUAUUUCUGCAAAGCAUAUCAAAUCUUCACAUGAGGCCCAUAGGAGUUUUUAUCGGUUUGAGGCUGUUUGGGAUAGCUCUCUGCACAACUCCCUGCUCCUAAACCGUGUGACACCGUAUGGUGAAAGAAUCUACAUGACCCUUUCUGCCUAUCUGGAGCUUGACCAUUGUAUCCAACCUGCAGUCAUCACCAAGGAUAUCUGUAUGAUCUUCUACUCCCGGGAUGCCAAGAUCUCGCCUCCGCGGUCGCUGCGUAAUUUGUUUGGAAGUGGUUAUGCAAAGACACCCGACUGUAACCGAGUGAGUGGAGUGUAUGAGCUCAGUUUGUGCAAAAUGGCUGACACAGGGAGCCCUGGAAUGCAAAGGAGGAGGAGAAAGAUUUUGGACACUUCUGUUGCCUACGUACGAGGGGAAGAGAAUCUAGCAGGUUGGAGACCCCGAGGGGACAGCCUCAUCCUCGAACACCAGUGGGAACUGGAGAAACUGGAUCUCUUGCAUGAGGUUGAGCGGACGCGCCAUCUCCUGCUGCUGCGUGAGAAACUGGGCGAGACGACUUCUAAGUCUCUCUGCGAUUCCAUCUCGCCGAGUAUGAGCAGUGGUACGCUCAGCACCUCCACCAGCAUUUCCUCACAGAUAUCGACCACCACGUUUGAGAGCGCUGUCACGCCUAGCGAGAGCAGUGGGUACGACUCUGCUGACAUCCAGAGCCUUGUCGAUCGAGAGAAGGAGCUGGCAACCAAGUGCUUGCGACUUCUAAUGCAUACCUUUAAUAAAGAAUUCAAUCAAGUCUGCAGCAGCAUCAGUGACAGCAAGCUUUCAGAUGUAAACUCUCCCAUUGGCCGUGAUGCUUCUGUGUCCAGUUUCAGCAGCACCACGCUCACUCCUUCCUCCACCUGUCCGUCGCUCGCAGACUCCCGGUGUAACUCCAUUGAUCAGAAGACUCCAGAGGCCAACUCAAGAUCAUCUAGUCCGUGUGUGGAAUUUGACGGCUUCUCCAUGGUUUCUCGAGUUGAAACGUCAUACCUUGCCAGAGCGGGGAAGAAUGAAUUUCUGAACCUGCUUCCUGACAUUGAGGAGAUCAGGACUGGUCCCGUGGUGUCGAAGAAAGGAUAUCUGCAUUUCAUGGAACCACAGUCUAAUUCUUGGGUGAAGCAUUAUGUUGCUAUCCGUCGUCCAUAUGUGUUUAUCUACAACAGUGAUAAGGACCCUGUGGAAAGAGGCAUUCUUAAUUUGUCUACAGCCCAGGUGGAGUACAGUGAGGAUCAGCAGGCUAUGCUAAAGACAUCGAACACGUUUGCAGUGUGCACAAAACAUCGCGGAAUACUUCUGCAAGCAAGCAACGACAAAGAUAUGUACGACUGGUUGUAUGCUUUCAAUCCACUGUUAGCUGGUUCAAUCAGGUCAAAACUCGCUAGGAGACGUUCAGGGCAACAAAUGAUGUAAAAGAAAACCUUUCUCCAAAGGCAAGAAAUGAAGUAACAAUUCUGACUUGCCUUUCAAACGUAGAAGAAUUGCUCUUAACGUUUUGUGAUUCUUGACGGUUUCUCAUGUACACGUGGCUUAACUCUCUAUCUAAGCACCUUUUUUUUUCUAGGUACCAAAAUACAGCUUUUUCUUUACAUCCAUUCCAGAUCUCGUAAUAGCAUGUUGUAAAAUAGUUGAGUGUGUGCAUGAUUCUCAACAUGUUCCAUUUCUGCUUUCUUCUUGUGUCUGUAGGAUGUCCUUGUCUGUGUUUCCUGUCAAACUGUAGCCUUUAAUUUGCAAACCAUGGGGUAAUUGCAACUGGCCCUUGGCGUAUGUAGCUGUAAGAUAAAGUGGAAAAUAACAGUUCAGGCUCUUCCUCUGAUAGGCAGGAGCCUAAAUACCUUCAUGAAUACGGUGUUCUGGAAUAUUACAUGUAGUGAUCUCCAGCAUUCUAGAACAUCACAGCUGCCAGGCCGUUUUAGACGGGACGUUUUUGAUGAUUGCAUUGGUUGCGAAAUUUCCUGGAUUGUUAAAUGUGGAUUGGUGACACUAGGGUGAAGCCCACUCUGAGGAAGUGCAGUCCUACUACUUAGUAGGAAAACUAGCCAAUCUUGAAAACUAACCCACUCAGUUUGGUGAAGUAACGAGUAGCAGGAAGACCACAGUCUGGCUUUGCUGCUGCUGUAAGCACACACUGCAAUGGUUGGCCUGUCUCCUUUCCUAUCUAUCUAUUUUCUGCAUGCAUGUGUAUCCAGGGGGGUACAUUUGCCCAAGGUUGCUCCUCCUUACCUUGGUGCAAAGCAGAUAACAGCAGACUUUCGCAAAUUGCUUUCUGGACUUGCAACAAUGCACAUGUUCCUCACUUCCAAGUGACGGAACGAGGUGCCUAAAUACUUCUUUACAGUAUAAUCAUCAUUAAUCAGCAGCAGUAUCCCAGAAUAACUUGACCCAAGGUCAAGUAAUUCCACAUCACUGCUGUGUCAGAUGGAGAGUUGAAAGUGCUCUACAAAUCCUGCGCCAUGCUGUAUUCUUGCAUAUGACCACUUGCAUUAGAAAUAAAUUUGCAGACUAAUCCUUAAUGCCACAAUCAGGCAUUUGCUGACCCUUUUAAUUGCUGGCCUCUAACCACCAGAUACUCUGCUGCUAAGGUUGCUAUUUCAAAACAAGGUGCAUUUUAGAAAGUAGCAAAUGAUAAAUAGGACUCUGUUAAAGUUGUGGACCAGUAUUCACACCUGUCUGUACCAGUGAACUAAAUGCAGCAUUUAAGGUACAGGUGUUGAGGCAGUCCUCUCAACGUCUCAUCGCGAGAUCAUCUCUAAUGUAUUUCAGUCUCUACUAUUAACCAAGAAUAAAUUUGGUAGAAGGGACUAGGAUUUCAUUCCUCAUUAUUCCUCUGAAGUUGUACAUUUUUAGAAUGAUUUUCAGUUUUUGCAAACCAUUUUGUAUCUUGACUGUCACCGAUGCAUCCCUAAGAGGUGUCUGCUAAAACAUCCUUUGCCAAAUGCAUUGUCCUUUCCACCAAACAAGGUGUAUAAUACACAAGCUGAGCGCAACCACGUUUACAGACAAGUGCAAGUCAGUAUUUCUCAUUAAUUUUGAGUUAAAGAUGUCAACCAAUAGCCAAAAUAAAUUGCACAAAUUUGUAUAACUGUAGGUUGAUUAGAUUCUGUGGAGGGAAAACACAAUGGAAUGUGAUGACAUGCAAACUAUUUAUUAGAAAAAGUUGAAAGCAUUUAGGAUAUGAUUGGCAAUCAUUUGGCAUUUUGCCAGGCUUGGUUAAUAGGAAAAACAGUCAAUAGUCUUAUCCUUCAUCUGUUCGUCUGGCCCAACAGGAUAAUAUAGGCUUCCCUGGGCAUCUCCAAAGACCUUUGUUUGUCGUAGGGUUUUUCCCUCUAGCUAUUUUCAUGUUGCUGCACAGGAAACGUGUACUUUGAAUGUAUUGUAGCUGCAUUCUAAUGUGUGUCAUGAAAACACUCUCCAAUAAUACUAAACAAAAAUGAAGUGUAAUUGUACAUUGCACACAGACCUUACGUGGUCGCAUGCAGUAGUAAUUAUAUCACAUUUAGCAAACCAGCACAGGCAAAUUAGCAUUGCUGCAGAUUUAUUUUUACAGUAUAUAUGCACUUUUUCUUAUCAAUAACUGUUGACCAUGAGCUGCAGAAGUAGAGCUUGAUCAAAAGGGAUCCUAAUGGGGGUUAUCUACUAGAUAGUCUUGCAGUUUGCCCACUGAUGGUUACCAGGAAACUUUAAGCUAGUCUAUGUGCUAAUGUCAAGUGAAGAAACAUGGGACAUUAAUAAUCUAAUGGUAUACAGAAACAUAUUGAUGCUUGAAUUGUUUACAACAGGAGUUACCAGAAUGUAAGCUGCCUUGGCACAUCAAAAGUGAGAAUUUCUCUGGUAAUAAUUGAUUAGUGUACUGUUUACAAUUUUGUUUUAUUGCCGAAGGAACUGUGCUAUGAAAUGAGAAGGGAAAAUAUCGAAUCUUUGCUUUGAACAACUGAAGUCAAACAAACGAAAGCUACAGCACCUAGAGUUUCUAUCAUUUGUGAACAUCCUCUCUCCAAAAUUCACAACUUCACUUGCUCUGUCCUCACCAGAGUUUUGUUUUAAAAUUGAAUUUGUAUAAAAGAAUUGAAGCGCUUUUGAAAGGAAUAUGGAAACAUGCUGCAAAUUUUAAAGUAAAUGCAUACCAUUUGUAUGUGAGGAUUUUCUAAUUUGAGUAUAUAAACUUUCAUCUCAUGCUUUUGCGAUAUGGAUUGAGUGGAAUUAGAUACAUCCACAAACCUGGGAAAUCAAAUCACAAGACAUACUUAUCAAAUAGAUUCUUCUACUGAUGAUUAAUAUGUUUGUAUUUUUCUGUGCAUUUUAAAAGUGUUAGCUUAAUUUUUAAAAAAUUAAAGAACGGAGACAUGUCUGAGGCUUGCAAACCUCCAGAUCAUGGCCUGCACUGACAUGACAGUGGAAGUAACUAAGACUGACUAAAUUUUUAGUUUGUAGUGUUAGUGAUCCAACAUUUUCGGCUAUAGGGUUAUGGUAUGCAUAAUGUAGGCAAUCACAUUACAGCAGAUUAUUUAGCUAUUCCAGCUGCGUGGCUUUUAUUGUUAAUGGACUAUACAGUGUAAUAUUUUUGCUAAAACCUAAUAAGCUAUAUCUUGUGCUGUGAAUGGAGUUAAACAUUAUUUUAAAAAAACUAUGGAUCAGUUUUGUAUUUAAAUUUCUGAAAUAUGAAAGCUGAAGCUAAAUUAAAAGUUGAUGGUUUUCCAUGAGUCACAACGUGACUUCCAAUAUCGGAAGAACCCAUUAUUUAUUAUCGGCAAUUGUAAUGAAGUUUGAAGAUGCGGUCUUUAGCUCUAAAUGUGAAUGUAUAUUGUAUUGCAGUAAGGGAGGUUUAAAAUGUAGAACCACUGUGUAUGUGCCUGAAGUCAGCCAACUUGAGAGCACAUGGUGAAGUGCAUCAUGCUAGAGGCCAGAGAACCUCUAAAGCAUGGACAGUAUGAAAAGUAUUUAUUUGAUUGGAGUGAAUACACUAUACAUUUAGCCAGCUAAUGCUUCAGUGUCCGAAAAAUAAGACUAGUCAUUUAAUCCAAUAAUUUCAAGAUAUUUGAAAUCAUUACUGUGUAAGCUGGCUCGUGGGUACUCAAGAUAGUCACAUUCUUGGAUGAAGUUGAUAGAUAAACUUAUGAAUGAAGGAUACUGUGGAAAAUAAGCUCAAUGUCUUUACUUUCCACACUGGAUACCAAAUUUGCACAUCUUGCACUUUUAACAUAAUGUUUCCAGCUACUUCUAAAUGUAAGCAGCACCUUUUAACACCAAACCAAAAUUAGACAAAACUCCCAUAGGAUAUUAUGUACAAUUUAGUAUAAGUUUGUAAUUGUUUCAUUUAAAAUAUAAAUUGUAAUCCAAUGACUGAAUUAAUUCACUUUUUUAAUGAAAAUAUUUAAGACUAAAAAUACAGGAGCUGUAAAGUCUAUAAUUUUCUUAAAUCUCAAAGCCUUUUUCAGGAGGCUGAACAGUUCUUAGUGUAAGAAAUCACAUGAAACGUAAGGUUGAUUCUGCUUGGUGAGUUGGCCAUCUGUAUCGUUAAAAGAUUUUUAUAAGCACACUUUUUUUGCUUACUAACUUUCAACUACAUUAUUUGGGUAGCUAAAUGUAUCAACCCAUCAGUCAAUCAGACUUGUCAAAUAAAGGACACUAUUGUGACAGCAUGUUUAACAAAAACACUUUGGCCUUUCAUUCGUGAUAGGAAAUCCAGGUGGAUCUGCAAAUACCUGUUCACCUGAAUAAGUCUAACCCACAGAACAGGCAUAGUGGGCAUUCUUUACUUUAUUACUGAUGUGUUUGAAAUCUGGUAAAUGCAAGCGCACACAUUUUAUUAUUGCCAUUCCUCUCCCAACUCUCUCUCUGUGAACCCAGUUUUCAUCAAGGCCAGUAAUCUGUUCACUUGCUCAACAUACAUGAUCAAAGCAAAGAUUCUCCCGACACUCCCGUCUCAUUUCUAGCUUUUUAGCUGGUGCAUGAUGAAUGCACUAUUUAUUUUGUAUGAAUUGUUUGCAGUAAGUUGCACACCGUUUAAGAAGUAAUUGUUUAGGAAAAGAGUAAGAAUUGCUGUGGGUCAUUGUGUAUUUUGUUUCUUUGCUUAAGAGCCCUUUCACCAAUACUGCACAUUGAGAUAUGAAACAUAGAACCACUUUUAUUUGAGAGAGACUGUAUACCCUUUUAAGGAAGGUAGAAAGUUCAGAGUAAAGUUGCAACAUUUGAACAAUUGGAUUUGUUUUUUGAAACUAUCAAGACUGCAAAUUAAUGUUAUUAUUUUUUUAACGAGCAUUUUGCUUAAUUUGAAAAUGGUGAAACUAAUUGUCAAAUCUACACCAAUCCGUUACAUUGUUUUAUACUGGGAUUGAAUUAUUUUGUAAGUUUGAUUAUGUGAAGAACUUGUACAUCAAUUGAUGUGUUAUAUAGUCUCCCUCAAACAGUGAGUGCAAUUAAAGGGAAAGAUACCGUAGCUGCUGUUUGUAGGUUUACUGAAUGUGCUGGUAAUCGGGAGUUUACCUGUGUUUUUCUAAUUUUAAUGUUGUCUGUUGUGGCUGGUUAACCACAAUCCAUUGUAGUUUAAAGAUCAUUUUAGUUGGGAAUCAUUUAUAGUGCUUCCUAUCAACGCCAGACCCUUCUAAGGAGUGCAUCAACACUGUACAUUAUUUAUUAUAUUUUGUUAGGGUGGCUACACGUUCAUAAUUUUUAUUUUGUAAAUAUGUGUUGAACCAAGCUUAAGGUAUAAAGACUUAAAAAUGUAAAUAUUUCGUUUAUUUGUACUAAUUAUAAUCCAUUCGCUGUAUAGCAUAGACGUGUAAUGCAGAUAACUAACUGUGUAACUGCACUACUGAACUGUUUAGUGAAUGAGGUAACAAUAAAGGUACAACCAGAGCAUAAGCAA